UUUGCAGCGGCUGCCGCGCGCCCAGGCCCAGUCCGCCGUCUCUCCGCGCCCUCCUGCAUCCGUUCCCUGCUCCUCUCCUCCCUGCCCGCGAUGGCGUUCAGAGUCCGGGGCUGGCAGCCCCCGCCGCUGCUCCUGCUGCUGCUCUGGGUGACCGGUCAAGCGGCGCCCGUGGCGGGCCUGGGCCUGGGCCCCAACGCCGAGCUGCAUAUCGAGCGGCGCUUCGUGCCCGACGAGUGCCCGCGUACGGUGCACAGUGGCGACUUCGUGCGCUACCACUACGUGGGAACUUUCCCCGACGGCCAGAAGUUCGACUCAAGCUAUGAUCGAGACUCCACCUUCAACGUGUUUGUGGGAAAAGGACAGCUGAUUGCCGGCAUGGACCAGGCCCUGGUUGGGAUGUGUGUAAAUGAGAGGCGUUUUGUGACGAUCCCCCCAGCGCUCGCCUAUGGAAGUGAUGGCGUUUCUGGUGUGAUUCCCCCAGAUUCAGUGCUUCAUUUUGAUGUACUUUUGAUGGACAUUUGGAAUUCAGAAGACCAGGUUCAGAUACACACUUACUUCAAGCCCCCCAGUUGCCCGAGGACCACCCAGGUAUCUGAUUUUGUGCGGUACCACUACAAUGGAACGUUCCUGGAUGGGACGCUUUUCGAUUCCAGUCACAAUCGCAUGAAAACUUAUGACACAUAUGUGGGCAUUGGCUGGUUGAUUCCAGGGAUGGACAAAGGACUUCUGGGCAUGUGCGUGGGAGAGAAACGCAUCAUAACCAUCCCUCCUUUUCUGGCCUAUGGAGAAAAUGGAGAUGGGAAAGACAUUCCUGGGCAGGCAUCUCUGGUCUUUGAUGUUGCAUUAUUGGACCUCCAUAACCCCAAGGAUGGCAUUUCCAUUGAGAAUAAGGUGGUGCCUGCAGACUGUGAGCGGAGAAGUCAGAGUGGGGAUUUCCUGAGGUACCAUUACAAUGGCACACUUCUGGAUGGCACCUUCUUUGAUUCCAGCUACUCCCGGAACCGCACCUUUGACACAUACAUUGGCCAGGGCUACGUGAUUCCUGGGAUGGAUGAAGGUUUACUGGGUGUGUGCAUUGGAGAGAAGCGGAGGAUUGUGGUGCCCCCUCACUUGGGGUAUGGAGAGGAGGGACGAGGAAACAUCCCUGGCUCAGCCGUGCUGGUGUUUGACAUCCAUGUGAUCGACUUCCACAACCCCUCAGACUCCAUCAGCAUCACCUCCCACUACAAGCCCCCCGACUGCUCAGUGCUGAGUAAGAAGGGGGAUUACCUCAAGUAUCACUACAACGCCUCUCUCCUGGACGGGACUCUGCUGGACUCCACGUGGAAUUUAGGCAAAACAUAUAAUAUUGUUUUGGGGUCAGGACAAGUCGUGCUGGGCAUGGAUAUGGGUCUCAGAGAGAUGUGUGUUGGAGAGAAACGAACAGUGAUUAUUCCGCCCCAUCUGGGCUAUGGGGAGGCUGGUGUUGAUGGGGAGGUGCCCGGCAGUGCUGUGCUGGUGUUUGACAUUGAGCUGCUGGAGCUGGUGGCAGGCCUGCCUGAGGGCUACAUGUUCAUAUGGAAUGAUGAGGUGUCCCCCAACCUCUUUGAAGAAAUUGACAAGGAUGGCAACGGAGAGGUCGUCCUCGAAGAGUUCUCAGAGUACAUCCACGCCCAGGUGGCCUCGGACAAGGGAAAGCUUGCGCCUGGCUUCGACGCUGAGAUGAUCGUGAAGAAUAUGUUCACCAACCAAGACCGCAACGGGGACGGAAAGGUCACGGCUGAGGAGUUUAAACUCAAGGACCAGGAGACCAAGCACGAUGAACUCUGAACUCCACAUGGGCCAGCUGGUGCCAGGGAGAGCAUGACGUCGGGUCACCUGUUGUGGC
This is a messenger RNA of Elephantulus edwardii (Cape elephant shrew), 1867 nucleotides long. It is a transcript of the gene FKBP9, whose product is annotated as FK506 binding protein 9, 63 kDa. The coding region runs from base 91 to 1809 and encodes 572 amino acids. The transcript has 10 exons. The record is from RefSeq and is a predicted model, not a curated record. Gene Ontology annotation, molecular function: peptidyl-prolyl cis-trans isomerase activity; calcium ion binding. Lineage: Eukaryota; Metazoa; Chordata; Mammalia; Macroscelidea; Macroscelididae.